UUAAUCUGUUCAAUGGGUAGCAUGAAAAGCCAAGAAUGCUCCUCCUCCAAUAUCUCUACUACUUAUCACGUGUUCUUGAGUUUCAGAGGCCAAGACACCCGCAAGGCCUUCACUGAUCACCUCUACACAAGUUUGGUGCAGGCAGGAUUUCGUACAUUCAAAGAUGAUGAUGAUAUAGAAAGAGGAGAAAAUAUUAAGUUAGAAUUGCAUAAAGCGAUUCGGGCAUCAAGGAUUUCAGUAGUUGUGUUCUCGAAAGAAUAUGCAUCUUCAAGAUGGUGUCUUGACGAACUUUUGAUGAUCCUCGAAUGCAAGAGGACCUCUAAGCAUAUGGUUCUACCUGUCUUCUACGAUGUCGAUCCUUCUCAAGUUAAGAACCAAACAGGAGGCUUUGCAGAGGCAUUUGCAAGGCAUGAGAAUAUUGAGGCAGAAAAUGAUGUAGUAAACAAUGAAUGGAUGCAUAAGGUAAAAGAAUGGAGGGCUGCACUUAGAGAAGUUGCGGAUUUGGGAGGGAUGGUUUUGCAAAAUCAAGUCGAUGGGCGUGAGUCAAAAUUUAUUCAUAAAAUUGUUAAAGUCAUUGAAGACAAGUUGAACCGCAAGAUUUUGAGCGACGCACCUUCCCUAAUUGGAAUGCAUUCUCGAGUCACGAGCAUUAACUCAUGGUUACAAGAUGAAUCUACUAAUGCCGGUGUGCUUGUAAUUUGUGGAAUGGGCGGGAUAGGGAAGACAACUAUCGCCAAAUUUGUGUAUAAUUUAAAUUACAAAAGAUUUGAAAGUAGUAGUUUUCUUGCAAAUAUCAGAGAAGUUUCAGAGCAACCAAACGGAUUAGUUCGUUUACAAAGACAACUACUUUCGGACAUUUCCAAGAGGAAAAAAGAAAACAUACAUAAUGUUGAUGAAGGAAAUAUUAAGAUAAUGGAAGCCAUGUCAUGUAAAAGAGUUCUUGUUGUUCUUGAUGAUGUAGAUCAAUUGGACCAAUUAGAUGCAGUAAUUGGAUUUAAGGAUUGGCUUCAUCCCGGAAGUAAAAUCAUGAUAACAACUAGACAUGAGCGAUUAAUGCAAGCUCACAAAGCUCAUGAGGUGUAUAAGGUUGAAAAUUUUGAUGAAGCUGAAUCGUUUGAGCUCUUCAGUUGGCAUGCUUUUGGACAAGACCAUCCUAUGGAAGGCUUCAUUGAGCACUCGAAAAGGGUAAUACAAUACUGUGGAGGACUUCCACUAGCUCUUCAAGUUUUGGGUUCAUCUAUGUCUGGGAAAAGUUCACAUGUUUGGGAAAGUGCAAUGGAGAAAUUAGAUGCAAUUCCUGAAAGUCAAAUUGUGAAAAAACUCAAAAUAAGCUACGACUCCUUACAAGAUGAUCAUGACAAAAAUUUAUUCCUACAUAUUGCUUGCUUCUUCGUUGGGAAGGACAAAGAUUGCUUGAUAAGAAUACUAGAUGAAUGUGAUUUCUACACAACGAUUGGUAUUCAAAAUCUCAUUGAUAGAUGUCUUAUUACAAUUGAUAAAAGUAACAAGCUGAUGAUGCAUCAAUUGCUUCGAGAUAUGGGAAGAGAAAUUAUUCGCCAUGAAUCACCUAAGGAGCCUGGGAAACGUAGCAGAUUAUGGCAUCGUAAAGAUUCCUUCAAUGUAUUAAGAGAAAAAACUGGCACUGAAACAAUAGAAGGCCUUGUCCUUGACAUGCAUAUGUUAAGGGAAAGCAAGUCUUCAAAGUUAAUUCUUCGUGCAAAUAUUUCAAAUCUAAGCCACUUCAAAGAGUACUUCUUUGACAAAUCAUCGGUGGAUCAAGAAAAUGCACUAAACCGACGUCAUUUUGGCUUCCUCUCCUUGCACCCAACAAGCACUGAGCAAAGAAAUGCAAAUGAUGUAGGCUUCAAAACUGAUGCAUUUGCAAGAAUGCAAAAAUUAAGACUACUGCAACUAAAUUAUGUACAACUCAACGGAAGUUAUGCGGAAUUUCCUAAAGGAUUAAGAUGGUUGUGUUGCCAUGGAUUCCCUUCAAAAUUCAUUCCCAAAGAUUUUCCUCUAGAUAGCUUGGUUGAGCUUGACAUGCGUUAUAGCAAAUUGGAACGAGUUUGGAAGGGAACCAAGUUUCUUGGCCUAUUAAAAACCCUUAAUCUCAGCCAUUCCCACAGCCUUACAAAAACUCCUGACUUCUCGCUACUCCCCAAUCUAGAGAGGUUGAUUCUUAAAGAUUGUACUAGUCUUUUUAAGAUUCACGAAUCCAUUGGGAACCUAGAGAGACUUGCUCUCUUGAAUGCAAAAGAUUGCAAAAAACUGAGGAAGCUACCGAGAAACAUUGUUAUGCUCAAAUCUCUUGAAAAACUUAUUAUUUCUGGUUGCUCAAAUCUUGACAAGUUGCCACCGGAUAUGGGGAAGAUGGAAUCUCUAAAAGUGCUUCAUGCAGAUGAAACUGCCAUAGAUUAG
Molecule: messenger RNA, 2418 nt
Organism: Camellia sinensis
Lineage: Eukaryota; Viridiplantae; Streptophyta; Magnoliopsida; Ericales; Theaceae
Product: disease resistance protein RPV1-like
Biological process (GO): defense response; signal transduction
Molecular function (GO): ADP binding
Source: RefSeq, a predicted model, not a curated record